AUGGAUAGAUCAACCCAUUCAAAUGCUAGACCUGCUAGUGGUAGUAGAGAUAAAAAUGAUUAAGGAAAAAAGGAACAUGUUAUUGCUUAGUUAGAAUAGAUUGUUAUGGAUCGUUUGAAAAAUACAAUUAAAGAUAUUGAAGUAACUGAUUCUUGAUAUAUUAAUCAGGUUGAAUAAGAAAGAUAAAUGAAGUAAAAAUAAGAUUAAGGGAAAAAUGAUUAAGUUGCUGUAGCUUUAUGGUAGAAAAUUAAGGGAUGGGCAACUGAAUAACCAUUUAGUAACUGAUUCAAUUUAAAUUUUAUUAGAAAGAAUAGCAAACUAAAUUGUAGAUAAUCAAAAAAUACCAUAAGAGGCACGAUAAAGAUACUCAAAACCUUUCUUAGAUUAAUAAAAAUUGAUUAUGAAUAUAGAAUAAGAUAAGUCUAAAGUAAAAAUUAAGUUAAACGAAUACUAUUAAACUUUAGCAAAAUCAACAUAAGAUAAUAUGAAUUCUAUAAGUGUUAGUCUUGGUAGAUUAGCAAAUGCAGGUUGUUGUGGAAAAGGAGAAGCAUUGAAAAAUUUUGAAAAUGAAUAUAGAAAAAUAGAGUUAGACUUUAUUUAAUGGUCAGCAUUACCUAAUUUAGAAAAUAAUAAUGUUGAUAUUUUUGUAGUUAAAACAAGUCUAAAUUAUGAUGAUUUUAGAUCAUUCUUAAUUAAAUAAUUAAAUGAUUAUUUUCCUAGUGCAGCAGGAGAAACUAAAAUUAUAGAAAAACCUGUUGAUAAAGUAGUUUAUGUAGAUAAACCAGUUGAUAAAAUUGUAUAUGUUGAUAAGCCUGUUGAAAAAAUUGUAUAUGUGGAUAAACCUGUUGAAAAGAAAGUCAUUGAGUAUGUUGAGAAAGUUAAAGAGGUUCCAGUUUAUAGAGAUUAACCUAUUCAAGAUGAUAGAUUAAGAACUGCACAUGAGAUGCUCUAUGGAAUUGGAAGACCUUAAAAUAUUACUGAAGCUCUAAAUUUAUAUUAUGAAUUGGCAGAAGUAAAUUAAGAUGUUAAUUCAUUCAAUAUUAUUGCUUAAAUAUUUUCUGAAGGUAAGUUCUUUCCAAAAGAUUUGAAUAAAGCUUAUACUUAUUGGGAGAAGAGUGCUGCAUAAUCAAAUGCAGAAGGACUCUAUAAAAUAGGUAGGUUGUUAUUAGAUUAAGUAAUUGAUGGAUAAAUGUUAUCCUAAGGAAAAUUAUAGACUAGGGAUGAAUAGAAAUCAGAAGCUGUUGUAUUCUUUUAAUAAGCUAGUGAACAAGGACAUUUGGAUGCACUUGUAGAUUUGGGUGAGAUAUUUGAGAAUGGUCUCAAAAGUGAAGAUGGAGAAUCAUGUAUAUAUUAUAUAUCUUAUAUAUUCUAGAUAUAUAAGAACCUAGUCUAGAAUCAGCUGAAUUCUAUUAUUCAUAGGGAAAGAAGGUGAGAUAUCCUAGAGCUAUUAAUGCAUUAGGGCUCUUUUAUUAUAAUCAUCCAGAAUUUUAAGAGAAGGUCUUAGGGAAUAAUUAUCGCAAAGCCCUCAAAUAUUUUGAAAUAGCUAAAGAACUUGGUUAUGCUAAUUCACUAUAUUGGUUAGCUCAAUGUUAUGAAUUUGGAUAUGGAGUUGGAGUUAAUUUAGAACAAGCUAAAAGUUAUUAUAAAGAAGGAGCUUUGAAAGGAGAUGUUUCAUGCAGACUAUAAUAUAUGCAUUAUGUAAUGAAAGAUUGUAGUAAUUCAGGAAGGUAAGAAGAUUACUUAUUUGCACAUUAAUAUUUGAUUCAAAUCAUGAUCUAGAAUCCUGAAAUCACAGAAGUUUAUUUUUAUUUAGGACAUCUUUAUGAGUGUGGAUUUGGAGUAUAAAAAGAUCCACAAAAUGCAAUUCAUUAUUAUUUUAGAGGUGCAAAACUAAAGAAUCCUACUUGCAUGACCAAAUUAGGAGAUUGCUACCAUAGUGGAUUUGGUGUUCCUGAAAAUUAGAGAGAAGCUCUUAAAUUCUAUAAAGAGGCUGCUGAAUUAAAAGAUUCAGAAGCAUUAAUUAAUAUGGGUCUUAUUUAUGAAUAGGGAUAUGAAGGAGUGAGUAUAGAUUAUGCUAAGGCUUUUAAUGCUUAUGAAGAAUCUGCUAAAUUAGGUAAUGCAAAAGCUGAUUUCCAUUUGGGUUUAAUGUAUGAGGCUGGUAAAUAUGUUAAAAAGGAUGUCAAUUAUGCAAUUUAAAGAUAUUAGAAAGCUGCUCAGAUGGGAUGUUAAGAGGCAAGGGAUCUACUUAAAAAAAAAUAGAUUCCUAUGUUGUAUGAUGAUUCAGGCAAUAAUGAUUAAGAAAUGAGUAUUAUAUUAAUUUUAACUUAGAUGUCCAUGCUGCAAAUAGAAAUGCCAUUAUGCUUAAUGAAGUUAUUCCAAUGAUUUAAAAUCCUUAUAUUAUUCAACAAGGGAAGAAAACUAAUUAAUCAAUCAUUGCUCAUAAAUCUCAACAUUAGGAAAUGGGUGAAGGAAAAAUGAUCAGUAUAUUAGCUUAGCCAAAUGCCACUCAAUCUAAUUAUGUAUAAAGUCAUUAUUAUAAACCAGGCUUAUAACACUGAUA
Messenger RNA from Paramecium pentaurelia, 2560 nucleotides. NCBI's taxonomy places the organism in Eukaryota, Ciliophora, Oligohymenophorea, Peniculida, Parameciidae. The record is from the annotation of a GenBank genome assembly.